UAAAAUACAUUAAAACCACGUUUGCGUGAAUAUAUUAAGGCGCCAUGAAUAUUCACUCGUAAACAUUUAAAACGUCAACUUUUAAAACGAGUAUAAACGCAUUGGUAAGAUGAUUAUGCAAAUGUAUGCUAAUAACUCAUGGAAAACUGAGCCGAGGCGGCGUCGGAAAGCAGCGGUAACCGAGACGUGGAAGCGGUUUCUAGGGGCCUAGUCCCCGCGUCGUCAUGUGAUCAAUGUUUCCCUUACUGGGUUUUCGGCCACGGAUCCCACUAGGGUCGGUUAACUGUAGUCCCAGCGUGCCUCUCCCCGUACAGAACUACAAACAUGGCCGCAGUGCAUAGACCCUUGAAUAGUCUAUUGUCCUAAUCUCCCAGUCCUCCUCCAGCCGAUAACGUGAAGUGUGGACUACGACUCCCAGAAUCCAUUGCAGGACACCACCUUCGUUGCUUCCGAGGGCCACCGAAAUACCAGACAGACCCAGUUUAUCAUGUACAAUCGCGGGAGCCCACGGGACAUCACGUGACCUCAAGUUAACCCACCCACUCGGUUUCCACUGCUGAGUUCACCGGGAUCGGAGAACUACAAUCCCAGUGUGUCUUGAGCCGCACAGAAGACUACAAACAUGGCCGUCGAGUACGGGCUUCUGGGAUAUUUUGUAGUCCCCAUUUCCUUCCCCUUCCACUCCAUAAACCGCGGAGCCACCGAAGACUACGAUUCUCGGAAUACCCUGCACUGUUGCGCUUCAUCACUGUAUCAGAUCUGUCCCGCGCAGCUUUCCAGGAGAACCGGAGGUCGUCCUGAUCCCGUUGAACCCUUCACGUGGCCGGAGACAUCAUCGGCCCCCGAUGUCACCGGAGUCACUGAGGGGUGAUUCCGGAGCUGACAUCCCAACCCCAGACCUCCGCCUGGUUCAGCCCUGGUGAGACCCAGAUACUGCGUUCCCGCGUCACUCGGAAGCUCCACAUCACCGUGAAUGCGUAGUUAGGGGGACAUUUCUCACGCCUCACGUCAGCGAGGUCCCUUGGCCCCUUCAAUGGCUACCACUGCCGACCCUGUCCCGCAUGCACAGGCAUCCAGGACCCCAAGGAGGACAUCAAGCCCCUAUGCCACGGACAGAAAUGACGGUGUGUGAGGAGAGGGCACGUUACCAUGACCCACGCGUGACAUCACACGAUGGAUAAUGGCUGCCAUGACUGAUACGCAUGAGGCCUUGAGACCCUCCCUCCUGUGACACGCCCCAAACACGCUACGGAGGCCACACCCUCCCUGUGUAUGUGUGUGUCACCUCCACUGGCCUUGCCACUCCGGAUGCCCUGGUGAACCAUGCCUUUGCCCUGGGGACUGUCAUGGCUGACACGGCGAGCACCAUCAGAUGUGACAAUGAGCCUGAUGACUAGUGUGAUACCAGCUUUUGAACACAAGGCAUUAAGGGUGAUGAAAACCGUGACACCGAUCGUGACAUCAAGCGAGGUGAAAAGUGUGAAAAGCAUGACAUUGGGUGCGCUGCUGGUGUGCCUAGCUGUGGCCUCCCUGGCCGCAUGUGUGUCCUGCUCCUCGCUGCCGCCCGAGGACUCUGGGGAGGGGGCAGGGCCCGUGGUGGUGAGCACGCGAUACGGGCUGCUGCGGGGCAUGCGCGUGCCCCUGCCGGGCGGCUCUCUGGGCCCCGUAGCACGCUUCCUGGGCGUGCCCUACGCCGCCCCGCCCACCGGCCCUCGCCGCUUCCAGCCGCCUGAGCCUCCGGCCCCGUGGCCCGGCGUGCGAGGGGCCGCGCGCUUCGCCCCGGUGUGCCCCCAGGACGCCGACACGCGCCCCGACCCCCGCGCCAUGCUGCCCGCCUGGCUCGCCGCCGACCCCGAUGCCGUGGCUGCGCACGCGCGCGAGCAAGACGAGGACUGCCUCUACCUCAACCUGUACGUGCCGGCGGGCGUGGGAGGGCACCUGCGGAACCUCGCGGAUGACCCAAGCAGCGACGAGCGUGGGGACGACCCAGACACCCGCGACCCAGCCACACGCAAGCCAGUCAUGGUGUUCAUCCACGGCGACUCAUACAUGGCAGGCACGGGGAACAUGAUGGACGGCAGUGUGCUGGCGAGCUAUGGCGAUGUCAUUGUGGUCACGCUCAACUACCGGCUGGGCGCGCUCGGCUUCCUGAGCACGGGCGACCCUGCAGCGCGUGGGAACUACGGGCUGCUGGACCAGAUGCAGGCGCUUCGCUGGCUGCGUGAGAACGCGGUCGCCUUCGGCGGGGAUCCCGCCCGUGUCACGGUCUUCGGCUCGGGCGCCGGAGCCUCGUGCGUGAGCCUGCUCACGCUGUCGCACUACUCGGAAGGCCUGUUCCAGAAGGCCAUCAUCCAGAGCGGCACCGCACUGUCCAGCUGGGCUGUCAACUACCAGCCGGCGGUGUAUGCACGCAUGCUCGGGGCCCGUGUGGGCUGCGGGGGAGACGUGAUGUCGGCGACCCCGCUCCCGGACGCUGCGGCGACGCCACCCCCGGAUUCCUCGUCUCACGAUCUGCCUUCCGCAUCAGCUGCGCUAGUGGCCUGCCUCCGUCGCCGUGGGGCCCGCGAGCUGACCCGGGCCGCGGGUUCGGUGCCCGCGUCCUCACCAUUCCAUGUGGCCUUCGGGCCAGUGAUCGAUGGAGAUGUGGUGCCGGACGACCCGCAGAUCCUCAUGGAGCAGGGUGAGUUCCUCAACUACGACAUCCUUCUGGGCGUCAACCAGGCGGAGGGCGUGGCCCUGGCAGACCCCGCCCACCCCGACAGCCUCGGGGAUAUAAUGGCUGACGGUGAGGAGGAGGUGUCGGCUGCCGGCUUCGAACUCGCUGUUGCUGCCUUCGUGGAUGCGCUGUACGGCUACCCAGGAGGGGAUGUGGGCGUGGCCGGCUGGAGCGGUGGAGCCGGCGGGGACUCCGCCCUUCGCGAGACGGCGCGCUUCAUGUACACGGACUGGGCGGAGCGCGAGGGCGGGGCGGGGUCACGGCGCCGCGCCUUGGCGGCCAUGAUGACGGACCACCAGUGGGCGGCGCCCGCCGUGGCCACGGCCGACUUGCACGCCCGGUACGGCUCGGCCACCUACUUCUACGCCUUUGCACACCCGUGUCGGGGGGACGCGCACCCCGCCUGGGCGGCCGAAGCGGGCGCUGCCCAUGGCGACGAGCUGCCCUUCGUAUUCGGGGUCCCGAUGCUCGUGCUGGCGGCGGCCGGUGAUGGCAGUGUCGGAGGAGUCGGAGGCGAAGGCGCAACGGGAACUGAUGUCGCUGCGGCCACCGCCGCUGCCCUCUUUCCAUGCAACUUCACGCGCAAUGACGUGAUGCUCAGCGCCGUCGUCAUGACGUACUGGACCAACUUCGCCAAGACCGGGGACCCCAACCGUCCGGUACCCCAGGACACCAAGUUUGCGCACACACGCCCCAACCGCUUCGAGGCAGUAGCCUGGCCCAAGUACACUCCCCGAGAGCGCCUCUACUUGCACGUGGGACUACGGCCACGCGUGCGUGACCACUACCGUGCUACCAAGGUGGCUUUCUGGCUAGAGUUGGUGCCACAUCUUCAUGGGCUUCGUGAGGCCUUCCCCUACCUGACCACGCCGACAGCUGCUCCACACGUCCCGACUGGACCGCGCAGGGUGUGGCCGCCCACGCGCCGCCCAGCUCUGCCCUCCUUGGGGAGGCCAGCCUCCUCCUCCUCCGCAUCAUCCUCGUCCUCACAGGACUCGAAAGUGGGUCCAGGCGAGGCUGUGCUCAUCGAAACUCGCCGGGACUACUCUACGGAGCUCAGCGUCACCAUCGCUGUAGGUGCUUCUCUCCUCUUCCUCAACAUCCUGGCCUUCGCUGCCCUCUACUACAAGAAGGACAGGCGGCGCCACGAGACCCACCACCGAAGGAUGGCUGCUUCUGGUGCAACUUCAGGGUUCGCUUCGGCUUCCGGGACAGCUUCUGGCCCAACUUCCGAUUUUGUGUCAGCUUCUGGGCACGCUUCUGGUCCCGCUUCGGGUUUUCCUUCUACUUCUGGUCCCACUUCCGGAUUUGCUUCCACCCACUGUUCCGGAAAUGACACCGGUAAGCGAGGCCGAGAGGAGAACCCCGGGGCGAUGGUGACAUCAUCGGUGACAUCGCCCUCCUCCCUUGAUGCCGCCCUUCGGCUGCCCACCGGCCCACCUGACUACACGCUCACGCUGCGCCGUGCCCCAGAUGAUGCCCCACCCCUCACUGCGCCUAGUGCUAUCACCAUGAUGCCCAACGCACUGGCUGGGCUCCCACAGCUUCACACCUUUGGUCACUCCACCACACGGGUAUAGCGGGAGAGUGUUUGCCCUUCCCCACAAGCUCGUGUCAUCAAUGCCGAGGGGACCCUGGAAACUGCUGCUGCAGAUUGGGUGCAUCAGAAACUGACCUUAGGACCAUAAAAAUGGCUUGGGGGAGUCUUGAAACUACCAUAAAGACUCUCAACACACCACAGGUGAUCUGGAACACCGGAAACUGACAUGAGGACCCUCAAAAUGGCAUGAAGGACCUUUGAAACUUCCAAGGAUACCCUAGAAACGGACACGGGGGAUCAGGCACCCCAGAAACUAACAUUGAGAAUGGUAUGGGGAACCCUUUGAACUGCCAUGGGGAUCCUAGAAAUUACAACAGGAUCUCUACAAACUGGCAUUGGGACCCUCGUAAUAAGCAGGGGACCCUAGAAACCAUCACAUCUAUUCUACAAACUGCCACUAGGAUGGGGGACAUAAGCAACUGACACGAGGACCCUAAUAAAUGGCAUGGGAGACCUUAGAAACCACCGCAGGAGACCCCUAGAAGCUGCCACACUGAUCUCCCACCAUCCAAGCAUUCGAUGAGGAUAAGGACCACUGGCCUGGGGUCCAGAUCUGCCCUGGACUACCCCCGUGUGAUCCUCAUGAAUGCCAGGCCCAGGAUUACACACAGCUCCCAGGAUCCCACCAGCCUCCCAUGAUCCCCCAUGAUCCUCAGAACCUCCCACGAUCCACCAUGCUCUCCAAAACAUUCCAUUAUCACCCAUGAUUCCCAGAACAUCCCAUGACCCCCAAUGAUCCCAAGAACCUACCAUGGGUCCCCCAAACCCCCCAUGAUCCCCAGAGCCUCCCAUUAUCCCCCAUGAUUGACAGGUCCCCGGCCACACCUCUGGCCACGCCCCAAUGGGCCCUGCCCCCAUCCCUGAUGAGAUAUGAAGAAACUGAACUGAGAUUAAAAGAAAACUUCAAAUUUUAAAUUUUUGAAUUUUUAAAAUAUUUUGAAUUUGAGUCACAAGUGUCGGCAUCAUCAAGGCAGAAAGAACAGAAGUGACUCAUUGAAAACGUGAAUUUUUAUUUCUAAGGGAAAUGUUGGCAAAACAUUUCAGAAUUUGUGGGAAAUUUCUCUCGUUAUGAUUCUGUAGGAGAAAAAAAAAGCCAGCGAGGUUUCCUCAGUUGAUCGGGAAUUUUCCCUAAUUGAUUCCCCCCCUCAAAAAAAGGAAAAUUUAAUUUCACUGAAAAGUAAGAAAAUUGAGAAUUUUAUUUGACUAAAAACAGGAUAAUUCCUGAUCAUAGCUGAGAAAAAGUGUUUGCUGGAAAAAAAAAAAACCUGGAAUUUCUGUCUCAGUAAUAACUGGACAGACAGAAUUCGAAUUUUGAAUCAAAAUUAAAUAAAUAAAAAAACAGGAAAAAGAAUCCAAAGAAACGAGUUUCAUCAGUGCCUGGCGGAGUCAUACAACCAAAUCCGAAAAAAAAAAAAGAAUUGAAACAGCCAAAGGGUCAUGUGCAAAAAAACAAACAAACAAACAAACAAACUGUGAAAGAAAUUUUUAAAAUUAAAAACGAAAAUGUAAAUAUUGAAAAAUAUAUCUUAUAAAAAACAAUCCAGGCAGAAAUUGGAAAAAGGGGCGGGAAACAAAAAAUAAAUUUAACAAAAAUAGGAAAAGUUUAAAAGCAGAUUUCAACUUGAGAGAAACCCUGGAUGGUUUUGUGGGAUGAAAAAUCAGAAUCUUAGUUUUGAGGAUCUUCUUGCACGGGGUUUGCAUAUUUUUCUGGUGGUAUUCUCACAAACCCCAAAAGAUCAGGAAUAAACAGACUCUUGUAAAUACAUGAGAUUCUUUUUAUUGUAAAUCAUUAUAAGCUGCAGCUUGGGCCCACACCCCCCACCACCAAAGCAGUGGGAGCCGAGCCCCCUGUGCUCAGGUUAGUUGGGUGAUUUUGAGAGACCAAAAGAUAAAUUAGCAGCUAUUCUUAAUACAUGAAGUAGGCACAUAAAGAAGUCCAGUAAUGCCCUGAGGGGAAGAGCCACCUCACUGCAUUCUUUCCCCACCCAUUAGAGAUACAGUUGCUAGGAAACUGGACCCUCCCUCUAGGGAGGGACACCAGGUCAUUAAUGGUCUGGGGACCUUCCGAUAGCCAAUCAGUUCAAAAUAUAGCAUUUUGACCAAUAGAUGCUUGCCAGGCAGGAAUCGCCCCUGCCUUGGGCAUGCUGGGAGGGACCAGAAUCUAUAUAUCACCCAACUAACCUGGGCACAGCGUGCUCAGCUCCCACCGCUUUGGUGGUGGCGGGUGUGGGCCCAAGCUGCAGCUUGUAAUUUACAAUAAAAGACCCUCAUGUGUUUUGCAAUGGAGUCUAUUCCUGUAGAUCUUUUGGGGGCUCUCGAACUGGGUGUAACAUAACUUAAUCUUUCAUUUUACUUUUUCCUACUGUCUUCGUCUGAGAAAUUUAACAAAAUAUUAAAAACAAAAUUGAAAAUUCUGAUCUGAA
Molecule: messenger RNA, 6739 nt
Organism: Meriones unguiculatus (Mongolian gerbil)
Lineage: Eukaryota; Metazoa; Chordata; Mammalia; Rodentia; Muridae
Product: neuroligin-4, Y-linked-like
Biological process (GO): postsynaptic membrane assembly; synaptic vesicle endocytosis; modulation of chemical synaptic transmission
Cellular component (GO): postsynaptic specialization membrane; synapse; cell surface
Molecular function (GO): neurexin family protein binding; signaling receptor activity
Source: RefSeq, a predicted model, not a curated record